Messenger RNA from Phymastichus coffea, 2074 nucleotides. RefSeq lists its product as uncharacterized. Bases 674 to 1267 code for a protein of 197 amino acids. The record is from RefSeq and is a predicted model, not a curated record. Lineage: Eukaryota; Metazoa; Arthropoda; Insecta; Hymenoptera; Eulophidae. The transcript has 4 exons.
UUAAACUAUGUUUAAAAACAAACUAUGUUAAUAAACUAUGUUUCAUCAGAUAAUUACAAUAUCAUUGUUGGUAUGGGAAUACAUGUCAUAACACUUUCUCUUGAGUUUCUAAAUUCCUUUAAGCUCUCUUAACUAUGACCCUUUCGUCCAAAGUGGUUUAAUGGGUAGUAAAAAGAGAAGAAAUCCAGAGACGUAGAAAACAUAGAGGUGUACUUAAAGCAUCAUAAUCUAAAUGUUUGUUAGAAAGUAUCUCAAUUCUAAAUUUUAAGUGAGUCUUGGGUUCGAUAAACAAUAUCAAAGUAAACAAAUUUCCAGAAGUACAAACUUCUAAAUCGUUUUAUUUAGUAAGCGCGCUAGUAAAAGUCCUUAAAAAUAAUAAUGUAGCUUUCUCUGGUGAUUUUCUGUUGCAGCCUUUUGGAAAACGAGCCAAGUCAAGUCUGUUGACAUAAAUCCUGGCGAACUGUUUCAAUGGAAGAAAUUUAUGUUACGCUUUGCCGAUAGCGCGUACGAGGUGCACUUGGAUUAUAAAAACGACGCAAGGAUAACUAUGGUUUAGUCUUUGAGUGAGCGUCAUAUUGAAUAUCAAUACCACAACUCAAAUUUCGUAAUUUUUUAUUAAUACACUAUUUAGAAAAUAACAAUUCAUAAUAUUCUAAUUAUUAUAUGCGUUGAAAUGAUAAUAACACCACUGAUUUUUCUUCUUGUAUUGCUUGUAUCUAAUACACAAUCACUUCGCCGAGAUAGUACUAUAGUUUACUCUGAUAAUGAAGCACCAGAAACAAGAGAGUCUCAUUCAGUUUUAUCUGAUAUGGCAACAGAACUUAUUCGAGGAUCAUCUGGCUCUAGUCAGAUACUGAACAUAAAUCUAUCCAAUCUUCUCUUACUCCUAGUCUUGAAGGCAAUUGUGUACAGUGCUGGAUAUAUUGGCAAUCAUACAUUUAUAGGUCGUGGAGAGCCGCCAGACAGUAUGUUGAACAACAAAAUUCUAUCCGGAGGAGAAGCAGCCUUAGCGCUAGGAUAUUUUAUUGGUGAUACUUGCUUGUAUCGAGCAGCAUGUGAAGUUCCUCAAAUUGCGAAGGGGUAUCUCGGAGCUGCAGACGUGGUAUUCCAAUUGAUGAAGUUUAUGCCUCUGUCGUUGCAGACUGGUGAUUCAUACAAAAAUAUAAUGCAAGAAUUUCAAAGGGCGAUUGAACUCGGUUUUCAAAAUCAAUGCCCUUCGCACUACUACUGCAAAAAGGAAAAUAUACAUACGUUCCUACGUCCCUAAUAAAAAAAGAACGGCAAAAGGCGACUGUUGUAUGGAUUCAUUGUAAACACUACUAACAAAUUCAUAUCGGUGCAUAUCUUUAUUUUUUGCAUUAGCAAUGAUUAUUUUACAAAUGGUUUGGUAUCAUAUUGACCUAAGCAUUAUUAUUAUUAUAAGUAACAAUUAUAAUUGAUAGCCACGCAUAAAAAUCUCGUUCUUACGUCUCUAAAAGUGAAGUAAAAAAUAACGCAAGGGGCAUAAACGAUGGCACCGAUGCACACGUUUUUAGUUUUCAAACAUUUUUCUUUUUUACUCGUAGUUAUGUACAAAAUGAAUCGUAAGAGGAGAUAGCAAAACUGGGAAUGAAAAGUAAGCAUAUACUUUCUCCUUAUGGGAUUGUACAUCUUGUGUAUCACGAUGUUUUCUAGUCUAUUAAGGGUCAAAGAACACGAAAUGUAUCUUACAUACUCCCUUAUAUAUAUAUAUAUAUAUAUAUAUAUAUAUAUAUAAAAAAAUUAUUCUCCAUCAAAUUACAAGUCAUAAUAAAAGUGUAAUAUCAUGAAAAUCGGUAAAGAAUCGAAAUUUUGUAAACGUACGAUUCGUAAUUACCUUGAACGAAAAAAUAAAAACGAUUUUCUUGCGCACCGUGCAGCAAAGACAAACAUUGAUUCAUUUAAAGUUCAACAAGAGAUAGAGUGACAAAUUUAUCAUGAAUUGUCAGUCAAUCUCCCAUUGUUUAGAAAAGAGAACUCUGGACGAGUGCUGCUUUUCUUUCUUGCCUAACGACGAUUAAAUCGUCCACGAUUAAAAGGUGGAUUAAACCUGGGU